Calliphora vicina (urban bluebottle blowfly) is the source of this 2004-nucleotide messenger RNA. It is a transcript of the gene morgue, whose product is annotated as modifier of rpr and grim, ubiquitously expressed. Gene Ontology annotation, molecular function: protein binding. Gene Ontology annotation, cellular component: nucleus. Bases 90 to 1514 code for a protein of 474 amino acids. The transcript has 4 exons. Lineage: Eukaryota; Metazoa; Arthropoda; Insecta; Diptera; Calliphoridae. Gene Ontology annotation, biological process: protein polyubiquitination. The record is from RefSeq and is a predicted model, not a curated record.
CUGCAGAAGAAAAUUGUUGACAUUCGAUUUUAUUGAAAAAUCUGUAAAUUUGUAAAAAAAAAGAUAAUUACAAUUCGUUUUAAUAGUUUAUGAAUAAUAUAAAUAUGGCAUCUUGUAUGUCAGAAAAACAAUUACAACAAAAUAAUAAUGAAACCAUGAAUACAAGUGAUGACGAUGAUGGCCUGAAGGAUUCAGAAUUAGAGGAAGAUACUGACAAGACGCAAUUUCAACAGGCAGAAGAAAACUUUAAUUUUCCGAAUAGUAGCACAUGCUGGGUUUGCAAUGGUUACUAUGGUCCCAAUUUCGGAGAGCCUUUGUGCGGCACUUGUCAUGCUUUCUUAUACAAUACUGAGCCGGCCGAAGAGCUGGAAACAACUAUAUCUGAUGAUGAAGAUUCUGGCAAUGAUGAGCCACCAUUUAAAGAUAAAACUGAGGAAAAUGAUGAUGACGAUGAGCCGGAAGACGAAGUAGAUGAGGUUGAAGAAGAUAGAGAUGUCAAUGAUGAGGACGUAGAAGAUGUUGUAGAUGAUGUGGAGUUGGAAGUGGACAAUGAUAUGAUAGAGGUACUACUUGUCGAGGAUGGAGUAAAUUUGGAAAAUGAUAACGGCGAAAGGCUAUUGCCGCCGGCUUUACCACUAGAAAGACCUAGACCUUCUGCACCACGUUCCUUACCACAACUUAUGGAAAUUUUGAGUGAAGCUCGUGCCAAUGCUUCCGAAAUGGCUAUCGGCUCUGUAUCACUGGCCAUAAGACCCAAUAAUAUAUUAUCGUUGCCAGUCGAGAUUAUGGUUAUCAUCUUUUCCUAUUUAGAUGAUAUGUCUAUGUGGAAAGCAAGCGAAGUAUGUAAACAAUGGCAAAACAUAAUUGCUCAAAAUACAUCCCAACAAAUGUGGCGCAAAUAUUUCAAGGAACGUUGGCCUCUCUUCCAAACUUUGGUUGAUGUCCAAGAUUGGAUGAAACUUUAUGGUUCGUUGAUGUCUUCUUGUUUUUGUCGUACUUGUCUUUUGCAGAUGGCUUUAAAAACGCCACCCCGCGGUAGACAAAAUGCCAUACGUGCAAGUUUCCUACGCAAUGACUGUCGUUUGUUGAAUAGUUAUGCUACUGAAGGCAUAGAGGCUAUACCCUUGGAUAAGCAGAAUACAUACUUGCAGGCCAGUAUUUUGGGGCCACCUGGUAGUCCUUAUGAAGGUGGUAAAUUUUUCAUAUUCAUUUUCUUUCCAGAGAGUUAUCCCAUGAUACCACCAACUGUUCGUUUUUUAACAAAGAUUUUGCAUCCAAACGUUUCCCGGCAUGGUGAUGUAGGUAUUGAUAUAUUCCAACAUAACUGGUCAUUGGCUUUAAAUGUUUCCAAGGUUUUACUGUCUGUACAAAGUUUAUUAACUGAUCCUUAUACAGAGGUCUGCAUGGAACCAGAUUUAGGCUAUAUGUAUGAACACAAUCGUCCACGCUUUGAGUCGUUGGCUAGAUCUUGGACUUGGAAGUAUGCUAUGUUUGAGCUAAUACCUCCCCGUUAAUUUCAAAGCGGUUUCCAUUCUUCAAAACUUUUUCAAAUAAAUUUUGAAUUGUCCUUUUUUCUUGUUUGUUUAUACUCUUAUAUAUUGUUUUUUAUUCCUUAAGCUUUUUAAAUGUUUCAUUUUAUUACUUUUUUAAUUUGAUAAUUUCGAAAAUGGAUUCCUUUUAAAAUUGUUCUUUUAAAUGAAAAUUAAAAUAUUUAUGCAAUAAGUUACUAUUAUUUUAGUAUGUAUUAUAUCUUAUACGAUUAUAUUUUGUAUAUGUUAAGUUUUCUUUUCUCUUAAUUUUAAGCUGUGCCAUUUCUUUCAUUUGGAAUUUCAUUAUUUCUUUAGUUUUUUCCAAAAUUCAUUUUGUUCGAAUAAAACAAUCAUAUUAUAAACAUUUACAUUAAUUAGUAUUAAACUAAAUAAACAUAAACUAAAUACUUCAACAUUUUUGCACAAUAACACAAUAAUAUCUCAAAUAUAUUGAAUAACUCUAAAAAUAUAUAAA